AUGCAAUUCUUAACUACUUCCGCUAUUUUAGCCCUCGCUGUUGCUGUCGCUGCUGACCAAACUUUCACUCUUACUGCUUCCGGUGAUGGUGUAAGUGGACCAGUUACCUUCAAUGGACAAUACCUUGGUCUUAACAACGGUGCUGCAGCUGCCACUUUGACCCUUCAAGAACCUUCUGGUUAUUUGACUGACGGUGGAUCUUCUUACUUCCACCUUGCUUCUCCAGCUCCUUACUACAUUGCACCAGGUACCGAAGGUGAAGCUUCCAAGGAUUGGGGUUUCAAUGGUAGUGCCUUCAGAUUUGGUCCAUCUAUUGACAGUGAAGACUUCUACGCAUGUCAGGCUGACUCUGGUUACUACAUUUCCGCUAUCAGAUGUGAUGGUGGUAUUCAAGUUAGCUUAACCAAUGGUGGUGCUGCUCCAGCUGAAUCAUCAUCAUCAUCUGCUCCAGUUUCUUCAAGUGCUCCAGCACCAGCUUCAUCUGCAGCUUCCACCAGCGUUCCAGCUUCUGACACUUCCGCUAUUAGUAGUGCUCCAGUUUCCCACACCAGUUCUGCAACUGCCGUCACUACUUCUGCAGCUUCUUCAAAUGGUACUGAAACCGUUACCAACCAUUCUUUCACCACUUCCACAGUUUGUGAUUCAUGUACCCAAACACAUGCUACCGUUACUUCAAUUGCCGGCGGUAACAAAUUAACCGUUGGUGUUGCCGGUAUUGCUGCUGUUGCUGCCCUUAUGAUCUAG
This is a messenger RNA of Dujonia railenensis, 744 nucleotides long. The record is from the annotation of a GenBank genome assembly. NCBI's taxonomy places the organism in Eukaryota, Fungi, Ascomycota, Pichiomycetes, Serinales, Debaryomycetaceae.